Phytophthora infestans T30-4 is the source of this 1077-nucleotide messenger RNA. RefSeq lists its product as uncharacterized. The record is from RefSeq and is a predicted model, not a curated record. Lineage: Eukaryota; Oomycota; Peronosporomycetes; Peronosporales; Peronosporaceae. The transcript has a single exon. The coding region runs from base 1 to 1077 and encodes 358 amino acids. Gene Ontology annotation, molecular function: nucleic acid binding; zinc ion binding.
AUGUCGACUGUGAUGAAGGUGCUGCCGAUGUUCUACUCGGACACGGCUACGGUGGAGAAGGCGCGCGACUUCUGGGAGCUGUUCGAGUACCACACUGACCGGUUGCCAGACAGAGAGCGACUGUUGGUUUUCCGACAGAAGCUGAAGGGACGUGAGGCCGAAAGAUGGUGGAGCAACUCCAGCAUCAAGUCGUUCGCGACGCUGAAGGUGCGUUUCCACAACCGGGUUCUCAGCAGGACGGCUGACGAGCUCUGGGAGAGACUGUACUCCACUCAGCGUGAACGUGGCGAGUCAGUGGAGGAAUGGGGAGACCGAGCCACGGAUCUGUGCGACUCCCUCGACUAUCCGAACCCUCAGAUGCGGUAUCAGUUGUUCGGUCGUGGCCUGAAGACCAAGAGGAUGCUGGCUGCUCUAGAUUCAAGCCCGGCUCGAGAUAUUCCGGAGGCGUGCGAGUGGCUAAUGUUUAAGGACAUGCAUCGUCCUGUGAAGGAAGACGACGAAUUUCCUGACGAGUCGCGGGCGAGGACUGAUAGUCACACGGCGACUGUGAACGCUCUAACCCAGAAGCUGGACGACUUCCUGUUGCAGCAGCAGGAAUGGCAACACCAGGUGAUGGAAGAUUUGCAAUCCGUGCCGCCGGCUGCGGUGCCUACUGUAUCGGCGGUGGUGCCGAGCUCCGGAGGCCACGGACAGCUCCCUCCCGCUGGUGGAGCUGGUCCGUUCGGAGGUAAUCGUGCCCGUCGAGGCAUCAAGAUGGCGGAGGAUGCCCACACGCAAGAAGGAGAACUUGUCUGUGGCCGAUGCGACUACAAGGGUCACACUCGCGUGACGUGUUCGCGUCAAACGAUGACUUGCCGACGGUGUAACCAGUACGGUCAUAUUGUGGCUGAGUGUGAGAUGCCGUAUACCGGGGUCCGUGGCCCGCCUAGCGGUGGAAACGGAGGAGGAAACUCGACGAUGCGGUGUUUCUACUGCCACCAGAUCGGUCAUAGUGUCUCUCAGUGUCCCGAGAUCGCUACUCUGAAGGGAUUGGCCACGACUCUGAAGGCGUCGACGGCCGAAGCGUCUAGUCAAUGA